GUAGUCCGGGGGAUCCUGCUCAUCUCAGCUGUGCCAACACCCUGGGGUUGAGGAGCUGCCUGAAUGUUCCAUUUGGCUGCUGCACUUCCAUCCACCCUGUGUACCCAUCCUUCAGAGGUGAUCACCUCGGCUGUUGGACUCUGAGACCCGAGUGCCUUCGCACGGUGUUGGGAGCGCCAUGGACCUCUACCUCUGUGGGUUUUGUGGUCAUGGGACCUCGGUGCCUUCCUGUGCGCAGCUGGCACUCUUCACGCCCUGUUGGCGAUGACUCGGUAGUAGAGAAGUCCCUCAAGUCCUUGAAGGACAAAAACAAGAAGCUGGAGGAAGGUGGCCCAGUGUACAGCCCCCCCGCAGAGGUGGUGGUGAAGAAGUCCCUGGGGCAGAGGGUGCUGGACGAGCUGAAGCACUACUACCAUGGCUUCCGCCUGCUAUGGAUCGACACCAAGAUCGCAGCACGCAUGCUCUGGCGCAUCCUCAACGGCCACACCCUGACCCGCCGGGAGCGCAGUUUCUCCGGAUCUGCGCUGACCUCUUCCGCCUGGUGCCAUUCCUCGUGUUCGUGGUGGUGCCGUUCAUGGAGUUUCUGCUGCCUGUUGCUGUGAAGCUCUUCCCCAACAUGUUGCCAUCCACAUUUGAGACUCAGUCCAUCAAGGAGGAGAGACUGAAGAAGGAGCUUCGGGUCAAGCUGGAGCUGGCCAAGUUCCUCCAGGACACCAUCGAAGAGAUGGCCUUGAAGAACAAGGCAGCCAAGGGCAGCGCCACCAAAGACUUCUCUGUAUUUUUCCAGAAGAUCCGGGAGACGGGGGAGAGGCCCAGCAAUGAGGAAAUCAUGCGUUUUUCCAAAUUAUUUGAGGAUGAGCUUACCCUGGACAACCUGACGCGGCCGCAGCUGGUGGCCCUGUGCAAGCUGCUGGAGCUACAGUCCAUUGGCACCAACAACUUCCUGCGCUUCCAGCUCACCAUGCGGCUGCGCUCCAUAAAAGCAGACGACAAGCUGAUUGCUGAGGAAGGGGUGGACAGCCUGAACGUCAAGGAGCUGCAGGCGGCAUGUCGGGCACGAGGCAUGCGGGCCCUGGGCGUCACGGAAGACCGCUUGAGGGGCCAGCUGAAGCAGUGGCUGGACCUGCACCUGCAUCAGGAAAUCCCCACAUCACUGCUCAUCCUGUCCCGGGCCAUGUACCUCCCGGACACCCUCUCUCCAGCCGACCAGCUCAAGUCCACACUGCAGACCCUCCCAGAGAUUGUGGCAAAGGAAGCGCAGGUGAAAGCAGCCGAGGUGGAGGGCGAGCAGGUGGACAACAAGGCCAAGCUGGAGGCCACGCUGCAAGAGGAGGCGGCCAUCCAGCAGGAGCACCGCGAGAAGGAGCUGCAGAAGCUCUCGGAGGCAGCGAAGGAUGUUGAGCCCGAACGUGUGGUAGCCGCUCCCCAAAGGCUAGGGGCUGAGCUGCAGCCAGAAGUGUCCGACACAGUCCUGCGGUCAGAGACCCUGAAGGACACUGCCCCGGUGCUGGGGGGCUUGAAGGAGGAACAGAUCACUAAGGAGGAAAUUGACAUCCUCAGCGAUGCCUGCUCUAAGCUGCAGGAACAGAAGAAGUCACUCACCAAGGAGAAGGAGGAGCUGGAGCUGCUGAAGGAGGACAUGCAGGACUACAGCGAGGACUUGCAGGAGAUCAAGAAGGAGCUUUCAAAGACUGGUGAAGAAAAAUACGUGGAAGAAUCUAAAGCCAGCAAGAGACUGACAAAAAGGGUGCAGCAGAUGAUCGGGCAGAUUGACGGCUUGAUCUCGCAGCUGGAGAUGGACCAGCAAGCUGGCAAGCUGGCCCCAGCCAGCGGCAUGCCCACGGGGGAGAACGUCAUCAGUGUCGCCGAGCUCAUCAGUGCCAUGAAGCAAGUCAAGCACAUUCCUGAAAGCAAGCUCACCAGCCUGGCUGCAGCACUGGAUGAAAACAAGGACGGCAAGGUCAACAUCGACGACCUUGUCAAGGUGAUUGAGCUGGUGGACAAAGAAGAUGUUCACAUCUCCACCAGCCAGGUGGCCGAGAUUGUAGCAACACUGGAAAAAGAGGAGAAGGUGGAGGAGAAGGAGAAGGCCAAAGAGAAGGCAGAGAAGGAGGUCGCAGAGGUGAAGAGCUAGAGCCACCGGCCUGGGCACCUGUCCUUCUGCUGUGCCGCCACCCUGGCGAUUGCUUUGUGGUGAUUCUUAGUGGCUCAUUUAAUAUUUUGGCUGGAAUAAAUCAGAGACUUCCAUAAUCAAGUAAAUUUUAAUUUUCAUCAUUCCACGGAGAUUUAAUCUGUCUGGAAUCCUGGAAUCCGUCCACAGAAUCGUGUCUGGAGCCACACUGUGGUGUGGCUGCCACGGCCUCCUGACUCCAGAGGCGGUCGGGCUAGGCCAAGGCAGGAAGGUGUCCCCCUGCGUGUGGCCUCACAUCUCAGCGUCUGACUGUGCUGCCCUGUCCCCAGGGAGGGGAAUAAGGACCACGUGGACUCUGCCCACAGGGAGCUGGCUGCUGUGCCCACCCUCAGAGGCAUCAGGAGACACAGCCUGGCCUCCUCAGGGCUGAAGAUGCCUCCAUUCACCUGUGGACCUUGGUUUCUGGAUUUCAGCGUCAAUAGACGUGGCUUCCUGCA
Mandrillus leucophaeus (drill) is the source of this 2628-nucleotide messenger RNA. It is a transcript of the gene LETM1, whose product is annotated as leucine zipper-EF-hand containing transmembrane protein 1. Gene Ontology annotation, molecular function: calcium ion binding; ribosome binding. NCBI's taxonomy places the organism in Eukaryota, Metazoa, Chordata, Mammalia, Primates, Cercopithecidae. Bases 431 to 2134 code for a protein of 567 amino acids. The transcript is spliced from 13 exons. The record is from RefSeq and is a predicted model, not a curated record. Gene Ontology annotation, cellular component: mitochondrial inner membrane. Gene Ontology annotation, biological process: intracellular monoatomic cation homeostasis.